UUAAUUAAGUUGAAUAAAUCGACAGCAAAAACUGAACAUAGACUGAAGUGAAUUCUGUCUCUUUUAUUUUUCAUUUUGUGUCUCUAAAUUUUAAUGGAAACUUCAGUUGAGGUUGUGGUUUCCAUUUGUAUGGUUUUGAUGAGUUUGGUGGGAUGGAGAGUUUUCGACUGGCUCUGGCUCCGGCCUAAGAGGCUUCAAAACUUCCUCACACGCCAAGGCUUCGCCGGAAAUUCUUACCGGAUUUUCGUCGGAGACUUGAAGGAGUUGGCGGCCGCAUCCGGGCAGGCGAGGUCGAACCCCAUGCCAACAUUCUCCCAUGAUAUCGCUCCACGUGUAGUCCCCUCCGAAUACAAAACCAUUCAAAACUACGGUAAAAAUUCAUACAUGUGGCUUGGCCCAUAUCCAAGAGUGCACAUCAUGGACCCAACACACCUUAAAGCAACUUUUACCCAAAUUGAUGAAAUCCAAAAGCCAAAUUUUAACCCCAUUGUGAAGUUACUGUUGGAUGGAGUUUUAACUUACGAAGGACAAAAAUGGGCAAAGCACAAAAAGAUCAUUAGCCCUGCAUUUUAUUUGCUAAAGUUGAAGGAUAUGGUACCAAAAUUCAUUCACACUUGUAAUGAGAUGAUUAGUGAUUGGGAAAGAUUGAUUUCAAAAGAGGGAUGGUGUGAGAUAGAUGUUAUGCCUUACCUACACAAUCUAACAGCUGAUUCCAUUUCUCGAACGGCAUGUGGGAGUAGUUUCAAAGAAGGACAAAUAAUCUUCAAACUUUUAAAAGAAUUGACUGAUUUGGUAGUUGAAGCUGCCUCCCGCAUUUAUAUUCCUGGAUGGAGGUUUGUGCCAACGAAGUCAAACAGAAAAAUGAAAAAAAUAGAUAGAGAAAUAAACACUUUACUUAUGGGUAUCAUAAACAAAAGGCAAAAGGCUAUGGAGAAAGGCGAGCUGGGUGCACAAAGUGACUUAUUAGGCAUUCUCCUAGAAUCGAAUCUAAGGGAAAUCGAAGAACAUGGAAACAACAAACGUGAUGGAAUGAGCAUAGAAGAAGUUGUUAAAGAAUGCAGAAUUUUCUAUCUUGCUGGCCAGGAAACCACUGCGUCCUUACUGAUUUGGACGAUGCUCUGUUUGAGUUUACACAAGCAAUGGCAAGAUCGAGCAAGAGUAGAGGUCCUGCAAGUGUUUGGCAACAAAGAUCCAACUUUUGAUGGUUUAAGUUCCUUAAAAGUUGUAACUAUGAUUAUGAAUGAGGUUAUGAGGCUAUACCCACCAGCAAAUACUAUACAUCGUGUUGUUCAGAAAGAAACUAGACUUGGAAAUCUAACUAUACCAUCUGGAGUAAUAUUGUGUAUACCAGUUAUUUUAAUACAUCGUGAUCGAGAGAUAUGGGGCGAUGAUGCACAUGAAUUUAAACCAGAAAGAUUCAGUGAAGGAAUUUCUAACGCAUCAAAAGCUCAACCUGGUUUCCUCCCAUUUGCAUGGGGCCCUCGAAUAUGCAUGGGGCAGAACUUUGCAAUGAUGGAGGCAAAAAUAGUAUUUUCAAUAAUUCUACAACACUUCUCAUUUGAGCUUUCUUCAUCAUACACUCAUGCUCCCACGUCUAUUAUGACUACUCAGCCCCAACAUGGAGCUCAUAUCAUCCUACGCAAACUAUAGUUGGUUAUUGGUAAUGUUAGAUUAUAUUGUAUGCUUUUGAAUUUGUGAAACUUUCUUAAUGGCUUUCAAUAAAGAUUAGGUCUGUGUGGCUCCAUUGUUCCCUUAGGAAAAUUCAUUAUUUAGGUGCUUAUCAUGGUGACUAUCAAUAAAAAUUUGAUAACUUUUUAGUUUU
Momordica charantia (bitter melon) is the source of this 1822-nucleotide messenger RNA. RefSeq names its product cytochrome P450 CYP72A219. Gene Ontology annotation, molecular function: iron ion binding; oxidoreductase activity, acting on paired donors, with incorporation or reduction of molecular oxygen; monooxygenase activity. The record is from RefSeq and is a predicted model, not a curated record. NCBI's taxonomy places the organism in Eukaryota, Viridiplantae, Streptophyta, Magnoliopsida, Cucurbitales, Cucurbitaceae.